UCCAGUGGUCGAGGGUCGCGUAACCCCUCCGUUAUCUCUUGCGUUUAAUAACACAUCAGCUUUAACUGGCAUCUCGCCUCGGCUGAUUCUCCAGUCUGAGUAUUUAUUGCGUCCCUCAGCGCUGCGGGGCUGCAGAAGCGAGACUCGGGUGACGGAAGUGAGUUUAGCUUUUAUCCUCUCUGUGGUUUCUCUUACAGCUGCUUUUCUCUUAACGUGAGACACGAUGGCAACUCGGACGGGGAUCGCCUUGGUUUUCCUCGCUGUUUUUGCAUUUGUUGCUGCUGAGGACGAAGAGAGCAAAGAAAGCGUGAUCGAACAGUUGGUUGUGGAGACAUUGGUGAUGCCGGAGACGUGCACGAUUACAUCCGAGAUGGGAGACACGCUUCAAAUCCACUACACGGGUCGAUUAAUGGACGGGAAGGUGAUAGACACAUCUCUGUCUCGUGAGCCUCUGGUUGUAGAAUUGGGCAAGAGGUCUGUCAUCACAGGCCUGGAGCAAGCCCUGGUUGGAGUGUGUGAAGGACAAAAAAUCAAGGCCAUGAUUCCGGCUCAUCUAGCCUAUGGAAAAAGAGGAUACCCUCCAACAAUUCCAGGUGACAGUACGCUGGAGUUCGAGGUGGAGGUGAUCUCUCUGUCCCAGCAGACGCCGUGGCAGAAGCUCAUCAAUGACAUCUUGCCUCUUCUGUGCCUGGCGCUGGUGCCCACUUUACUGGGUUUAGUGGGUCUCUACCUCUACAACAAAGCACACGCACAACCUCAAGCCAAGAAGAAGAGCAAAGACAAGAAGAGCAAGAAGAAAUGAGAUCAAAGCCAAACAGAAUAAACUAUUUAAAUAAAAAAUAUUUUUGGUGCUAUUUUUUUUUUCUUGUGACAUUUGUGAGAUAUUACGACAUAUAAAAACUGGGAUGUAUUGUGGACCCAGAAGAAGUAUUACACUAUUUAUAUUUUAUUUUUACCAAAAAUAGUUUGAGGGUAUGUAUAAUUCUGUGCUUUUUGUCAUUUAUUCAGAUGAUUUUUUUUGCAUAGCCUGAAAACAUUCUGCCUCUCACAUCUUUGUUACCUGUUUCAGUUCAAUAUAUAAUAUCCUUUAAAAGUCUGAGGGCAAUAAGACAUAUUCAUAUUUGUUUUAAAUAAGUCUCUUCAGCUCAUCAAGGCUGCAUUUAUUUGAUUAAAAAGAGUAAAAACA
Molecule: messenger RNA, 1186 nt
Organism: Danio aesculapii
Lineage: Eukaryota; Metazoa; Chordata; Actinopteri; Cypriniformes; Danionidae
Gene: fkbp11
Product: FKBP prolyl isomerase 11
Exons: 6
Coding region: 224-802 (192 amino acids)
Biological process (GO): protein peptidyl-prolyl isomerization
Molecular function (GO): peptidyl-prolyl cis-trans isomerase activity
Source: RefSeq, a predicted model, not a curated record